AGUAUAUUUUACAAAAUGGCCGCCACAACACACGAAGGUAAAUUAUUUGAGUGCACUAUUAUUUUAAUUAUAAUUACAUUUCCCCCAUGAUUCUGUCAAAUAAAGUAGAAAUUUGCCACAUUUGGUUCAAAUCAUAAUCAGAGUUCCGUGACCUUCCAUGCUCUUAUUCUUAAUUUUGGGGACUCCAGCAAACAAAACCGUCAUCUGUACCUGCACAGUCCAGUGCUUUCAAUACUCGGCCUGACGUUUUUACAACGACCUGACGUUUUUACAACGUAUUUUAACAUUUUCUUUAAUAGAAAAGAACCAACAUAGUUUCAUUCAUUAUCAAUCAUGUAAAUGUAAGGUUGACAAGUUAUCAUUUAUUCAUUUUUGUAUUAAUUUGGAAAUGUAUGCAACAGCAGUCAUCUCAGAAUCGUCCAGAAAGUCAGAAAGGUAAAAAGUCUAACUAAAAGUCUAAAGCCAAAGCAGUUCAGUUUAGUAGUACUACUAGUAAUGUUGCUUCAUUUUAAAUUUAAAUUAAUGCAAGGUAAAAAUGUCUUAUUAAUGUGUUUGAGCACAAUUGAAUAGGGUCAAUACUAAUACUAAAUAUCCCCCCCCCCCCAAUCUCAAUGUGAUAAAUUGCAUAAAUUAAAUGGCAUGAACAGUAUAAUAGUAAUAGUACUUCGACUUUAUAAAAUUAAAAGUGACCCAUGACUUGUACUACUGCUACUGGGUAAAUUUUGGGUUAACAGUAUCGGUUUUGCCAAGAGUUAUCUCACCCUAAGCGCAGUGACGUCAUUUUGGGGAGUCCCAACACGGGACUUUGGGUGAAUAGACCUAUUAAUUGUAGGACCAGAACGAUAUAACAAUCCUGUUCUUUAUUGAGCAUUACUUGCAUCAUAAACCAUACGGUUAAAUUAAUUAGAUUAAAAUUAAAUUUUCCAUUAAUUUGUAUUAAAAUUCAACUUACUCAUUUCAAAAGAAAGGAAAAAAGAGAAACACAUACUUGUUGAUACCCAAAAGACCCAACAUCGGUGGGAAAAAAAAAAGAUGCAUGCCAAAAGUGCUGUAUUUUGAUUAGUUGCGAAUAAAAAUACCUGUAUUGUAUGUAUUCUUCUGUAGCAAAAGGGAGUCUACUGCUUAUAUUGCAUUUGGAAUUAUCUUCUGGGGAUGGGAGACCCCCUCCCCCCACUUUAAAUACCAAAAUAAGGAACAAAGAAAUCCUCUGGGGGGGCCUCUACCCAAUUUAACAAAAAAUAUAAAAUAAAGAAAUAACUUGCAUUAUGUGAAUACAACACAAAUCGAAAUCUUUUUAGUAUGAGUCUGUAGAUGAGGUGGACCUGGGGGAACCUCCGUGACCUAUAUACUGUGGAACACAUCCAAGGCCUUACCGCUAACCCAAAAUCAACCCUGCUACUGUUACCUUUGUAGUUUGUUCUUUGGUCUUGGUUAAAUGGUACUGACAUACACUUUAACUAGUCACAAGUGUUAAUGCACAUUAUACCAUCUAUACAUUUAACCAGGCCCACAUUUUUUUCAAAAUGCUUUGAUGGUUUGGUGUGCCAUUCAAAAGUUCCCAGUCUUCUGUGUCAGGGUGGUUUCCCUCUGAUAAACCAAUUUCCAAAUAUAAAUUGCUAAUUCUAUUUUUUUAUGGCUUCCAGUGAAUAGCUAAAUCUUUUUUUUUCUUUGUAGUUUCAUUACAUUUUUUUUUAUCUUCUCCCAGAAAUUGAGGAGACGGUGAGAAAUUUACAGGCAAAAAAACAAGCACUGUUAAAUAAAGACUCUGAAGAAGAAAGAGUUGGAUUAGGUUCUGAGGGUCAUUUUGAUACUGACAUUUAUGGAGGUAGUAGAUAUGAUGGAGGCUAUUACACAUCAAUUGCAGCUAAUGAUGAAGUUGAUGUAAGUACAUUUUUAUGUCAUGUAAAUUAAUACAAAAUUUAGAAUCGAGUAUGUUGCCGAAUUAUACAAUUCUUUCUUUUUUAAUUUAGUGUAUUGUUGGGUAAUAUUUAAUAAAUGUGUAUAAUUUUAUACUUUAUAAAAAUGGAUAGUUAAAUUGUAAAAGAGCUCCAUCGUGGUUAUUUUAUUUUGCAUUACACAUGUAUAGAGUAAUUUAAAAAAAGAAAAUGCCAUAACAGCAACUGUACCUAAGAAAAUAAAAGUUUGCUCACCAAUUUUAGUUGUUACCAAUUCAGAUUUUUUUUCAUAACUUUUUCAGUAUAAGUAAAAGUUUAAGCAUUAUUUUGUAUUUUAUACUCAUUGUUUGACCUAACUAGGAUGAUGAUGACGUCACACCAGUCUACCAGAAAAAGUCUAACUACACUGCUCCACUCAACCUUCUUCAUGAUACUGCGAAUGAUCAGGUGAAUAAAGAAAUAUUUACUUUAAAAUUGUCACUUAUUUUUUUUUCCCUUCCAAUGUAUUGUUCUAAUUUAAACAUAUAGUCAUCACUUAAAAACUGAUUAUUAUUUUUUUUAUUUUCAGGAUUUUGAUCCCAUGGCAGAACACAGAAUACCAAAGAUUGCUGACAGGGAAGAUGAAUACAGGGCUAGACGUCGACAAAUGAUUAUUUCUCCCGAGAGAGAUGACCCUUUUGCUCAAGGUAAUGUACAAAUAAAGUCCUUUACUUUUAUUUUCAAAGCUAUACUGAAGUUAUGUUACUUAUUAUAUCAUGGGGAAAGUCUUUGUGCUUUUCAUCUUGCCAUUGAAUUUAUAGAUGUCAGGUAUGUAGUUUUUAAAUUGUAUGAUAAAAUUUGUCAAACCAAGAAUAAGUGCUAAGAAAUAAUGAUAAUGUGGGAUUUUUCCUUACAGCAUUGUUAACAAUGAUGCAUACAUCAUGAGUUUGGUCUUUAAAAAAAAAUGUCUUAAAUUUAAGAUAUUUUUAUAUUACUUCGUGGAUUUUUAAAAUAAAAUGUAAUGAAAUAACAUUCCAUUGUGGAUAAAGAAACAUAAUUUUAUCUUAUGAAAGUAUAUUUCUUUUACCACCAUAGUUAAUUGCCAAAAUAAAAAUGUGUACUUUGGUCAUCAAUGGGUAUUUUGAUAAAAACUAAGAGGGCUCUUAGAAGAGAGGACAAUAAGUGCUCAUUUGGGACAUUUAAGCUGUAUGUCUACUCUAUUUAUUAUCUUUUUUAGUAAAUAAAAAAAAGUGGUACAUAAUUUUUACUGGUAUUCUUAGAUAAUUUUAAUAAUAUGGCCCCAGUUGGUAUUGUGAUUUUCAAAAAUAAAAUGAUGAAUUUGUUAGAACAUAAUCUUAACCAAGUUCUAUGUUAGACUACUUUAAAGAUGCAAAAUCAAAUGAUUUCUAAUUAAAUUUUGGGUUCAUUUUGCACCAGUUAUUGCAGAUGACAUGAAAGUUUUUUACCUACCAAUAAGUGUCAAAUAGUAAUGAUUUUCUCAUUUAAGAAAAUUGGACUUAUUUUUCUUGUUUUCAAUUCAUUUUGGUGAGUUUUACAUGCUACACAAACUAUAGUAAACAUGUUACCACACCAUAAUGGAAUUUGAAAUAAACCUUUGAGUUUAGGUAAUCGAUAGCGGAUUUAUGGAAAUAAAAAAAAUUCAGACUUAAUUUUGUAAAAUUAAAUUUUUUAUUUGUGUGCAUAUUUAAAUAAGCUGUUACAUCGCCGGUUUUCGUCUGUUAAUAUUAUAAAGAACAAUUCCUAAUGCUUGGUAUAUUGUUUUAAAGACACAUUAAUUUUCACUACCUGACAUCGAGUCUAAUACCAGUUAAACCUUUCCUUCCUAGCCAUGUUCAAAUGCUGAUGUUGAUCAAGUGAUCGCCUGAAAGCUCUCCAUAGCUUCAUGGUUCAUGGGCUUACCUCAGACUCCAUUCUUAAUUGUAUGAUAUUUGUGAGAAUGUCAUUCUACAGAUUUAAAAGUAAAAUUAAAUGACGAAGCAAGAAUUAAGUCUAUAAGUAGUUUUAUUUCUUAACUAUUUGCUGAAUAAAGAGCCAAAUCCCUUAAUUUUAACUGGCUAAUCAUAGCUUGGACCACUGAAUACUUAUUUGGUCUCAUAGGGUUAGCUUCGAGGUGAGAAUGGUAAUUGUUUGUGUGCUGUUGUCACCCUGGUCAUAGUCCUUUCAUCACUUAACUAAUGAAAGACUAAUUUUAGGGAUGCUGCCUCAAUAUGUUAACAGCCAGAUCAAUGCGAGAGCUCUACAUGCUGAAAGCGUACGUAUAACAUAAUCCAGGGUUUGUUUAGUUUUGGCAAACAUUUGUUAAAUUUUAUCUAUUUUUUUCAACAUUUGAAAUAGAUUUGUAAUUUGUACAUCUUUUCAGCUGGAUAUGUUUGCCAAAACUAAAAUUUGAAGAAAAAAAAGUAGGAAAGCUAGCUGUUUUUAAACAAACUGCUAUCUUUCCAACUGGAAAAUAUGUUGGCCAAAGAUUUUAAAUUGUUGCUGUUCACGCAAAGAGCAAAUUUAUGCUCAUUUAAUUGAUAUGAAACAGUUGGAAUACUUGAAAUUUAAAGGUGUACAACUUUUAUAAAGAUAGGGAAAAGUUACAUUAAAAAGGCAUUUGCUUUUGGAAGGAUAUGAAAUAGCUAAAAUCUAGAUAAUUGAAAGUUUGGAAUUAUUUAUCCUAACAUAACUACUUGUUUUGGGGAAAGAAUUAUAUGAACUUUUCUAUUGUUUGUUUUACAAAGUUUUAUUUAAUAUCUAAUUAAGUAUUGGACAUUUUCUCAUGAUGUGACAAAAUAAUGAACAAUUUAGUAUUUGUUACAUAUUUUGAUGCUAAAUAAAGAUGAGCAUAAGUUUGUUACAAUGAUUUCAUUCAUAGGUUUUCGUCCAAAAAGGCCCAUGUUUUCCAGGAUAGGGACAGGUUUGAUAGCUCUUGUAGCUCGUUUUAUUGCCCCAAAACUUGAAAUAAAAACCAUAUCAGAGCUGUCCCUAUUAAGUAAUGCUACCAAAUUAUGAUCAAUGAAAUGUUAUACAUAUUUAAUAUUUUUUUUAUGUCACGGCCCUGUCGUGACUCUUCUGCUUUUUCAUUUUAGGUGGCAAAACACCAGAUCCAUCUCGUAUGGGCAGAUCAUUUCCCGAAGUUAUGGCAGAGAGGGCCCUCAUCAAACAGCAGGUGAGAUGAGUUCAGGGUACAUAUAAAUUAUUUGCACUUUAUGUACUUCUAUACAGAUUUUGAUCAAUAACAUUUUAACAAAUUGGAAACUGGUAACUUCAACUUAAUUUUGCCAAUAACUUAAAAGUGAACUUAUUUUAUUUUUACAGGCAGGACUUAGACAACAGAUGCAAGAGAAAGCUAAAUCCGGAGAACUGAAAUUAGUGAAAGAUUCUGAUGCACAAAAACAAACUGCUAAACGUCGUCGUUGGGAUCAGGCUGGGGGUGAGGAAGCACCAGCUAAGAAGAAGUCAUCUUGGGAUGCUGCUGAAGCUACCACACCAUCAAAUAGUCGAUGGGAUGAGACACCAGGCAGAGCAAAAGGUAUUAGAAAUUCAAACUUAACAAGUCAUAUAAAAAUGUUAUGUUUUUUUUUGUUUUUUGAAGUUAAAAGUUAUGAGUUUAGCUUGCACAUAAUUUAAAGGCAGGUGGAAAUGGUUAAUAUUAGAAUAGGAACAUAAUUAAUUUUUAAAAAAUAUGAGACGACCUAAAAAAAUUUUUUUUAGUCAUUUGCAUGUUGAGUAAAGAAAGGACCAUUGAUUUGUUACACAAAUUCAUAUUUUGUAGAUAUAAUAAUUAAAUCUAUGUUGGAAUUAAAAUACUGAUUGGGGCUACAGUGAAGUAAACAUUAUAAAGCUAUCAGAUGGAGAUUAUAUUCUUCGUGAGACGAUGGAGUAGCUAUAUUGUUCUACACUUUGACGAGUGGCUCACUGGGCCAAUCCUAGAAUGGCAAUCACUGCCGCAUCUCUCGCAGUAGAAUAUUGAAUUCCGGUAAAUUCUUGAUUUCCGAAUAGUUCUUUUUGAUUCAAGGGCCUCGUUUCGAGUAUCUUCUGCAUUUUUUACUCCUUCAAACACUGAUGUUCGUCAGUUGGAGCGAUGUUCGGCAAUGAACUCCCAUUCGUUUGUUUCAAUAUUGGCUUCCCUCAUGCAUCGUUUGCAAACGUCAAUAAAUCUCAGGCGCGGUCGUCCAAUAUGUCUUGUCCCUUCUGCCGACCCCAUGCAGCAGUAUCUUUGGGAUACAUCCUUCCUCCAUUAUCCGUACAUGACCUAACCAGCGAAGGCGCCUCUUGAUUAGAAAGGAGAAUAUGCUAAACAUGUGUGCACGUUCCAAAACCUCCACGUUAGGCACCCUGUCCUGCCAACGAAUGUGCAAAAUGCGAUGCAGACAUCUUUGAUGGAAACUGUUGAGUUUCCGCUCCAGGCUGGUAUAUGUGGUCCACACUUCGCUACCAUUAGGACACUUAUUUUUGUUUUAUCAGUUAGAUUGAGAUUAUUCCACACCCGCUUAUUCAGUUUAGACAUUGUUGCUGCUGCUUUUGCGAUCCUGAUAUUUAUCUCUUCAUCAACGGAGAGAGAACUAGAAAUAUUGGAUCCCAGGUAAAUGAAAUGAUCAACAACCGAAAGAUUAUGACCCUCAAUAGAUAUGAUUGGAGGGGACGGUGUUUCUUGCAUCAUUACAUGAGUUUUCUGUAGACUAAUCGAAAGUCCAAACUCUUAACAAGCAUGUGAUAGACGAUUAACCAGCCCCUGCAGACCUUCUGUGUGAGAUGUUAAGGCGGCAUCGUCAGUGAGCAGCUCACGAAUCAGCUCCUUUUUUACUUUGGUCUUUGCACGAAGGCGGGCGAUAUUGAACAGUCUUCCAUCAGAUCUUGUAUGGACGUACACUCCAUCUUCACAGUCCCUGAAGGCAAAUUGAAGGAGCAUCGAAAAGAAAAUUGAAAAGAGCGUUGGUGCCAGUACACAACCUUGUUUUACUCCGCUGUUAACUAGGAAUGACUCAGAGAGAGUGCCAUUGAAAGUAACUGAGCUGUGCAUGUUUUUGUGAAAUGACUGUAUUAUUGUGAGCAGUCGUGGGGGACAACCUAUUCUUUGCAGAAUACUGAAAAGGCCUCUUUGACUUACCAAGUCAAAUGCCUUGGUCAGGUCUAUGAAGGCAAUAUAAAGAGGCAUAUGCUGUUUGCGACAUUUCUCCUGCAUUUGGCGUAGCAAAAAUAUCAUGUCUAUUGUUGAGCGCCCACUCCUGAAGCCACACUGGGACUCUGGGUAGAUGCGGUUCGCAAGACUCGGCAAUCGUUUAAGGGCAACACCGGCAAAAGUCUUUCCAACUAAGCUAAAGAGAGGAAUACCUCAGUAGUUAUUGCAAUCACUUCGGUCCCCUUUAUUUUUAUACAAUGUUAUGAUGUUGGCAUCUCUCAUGUCCUGGGGAAUGUGACCUGUUUCCCAACACAGACAGAGGAGCUCAUGUAAGGGCUCAAGUAGGAUAGGUUUUCCAUUUUUGAGGAUUUCCGUAGCCUUCCCAUCCGCAAGGUAAUCAAUGACUUUUUCGAGCUUCUGUAAAGUUGGCUCUUCAUCCAGUUGAUUCAUUGCUGACAAGGCGGGAAUAUUAUGCAGAGCGGUCUCAGUGACUACAUUGGUUGUAGAGUGUAGCUCAAGAUAAUGCUCUAUCCAACGCCGAAGUUGAUCAUUUGGAUUCUUGAUAAUUUGACCUGUCUUGGACUUGAGUGGUGCUAUUUUUGACGUGUGUGGACCAAAUGUCCUCUUGAUGCCCUCGUACAUGCUCCUUGCAUCUCCGUUGUCUGAAGCCGAUUGUAUGGAGUUGCAUAGUUCUAGCCAGUAAGUGUUGGCACAGUGGCGAGCCGACUGCUGUGAUAAUUUUUUUGCGGUUCGGAGAGCCUGCAGUGUACUAGAACAAGGUGCAUUCCUAUAGGCAAGUAGGGCUCUUCUCUUCCUCUCGAUUACUGGUUCCAUCACAUUCCAAUGCGCCUCGUACCAGUCAUUAUUAAAUGCUCCUUUUUAUCGUAGGCGGACAUGGCUGAAUUGUACACAGCAUCUCGUAAAUGACUCCACUUAGAGAGUCAAUAGUUCUGUUGUGUGAUCCUUUAGCUAGGGUGUCCUGCAACACUUUUUAGAAUUGCUGCGUUUUUUCUGGGUUGUUUGAGCAGUGGAUGUUUAUUGUUAUUUAAUGUCAUAUUAAAUAGCAAUGUAUUGGUAUUUUCAGGUGCAGAAACUCCAGGGGCAACUCCAAGCUCACGUGCAUGGGAUGCCACCCCAGGUCAUGCUACUCCAGGGGCUGUAACGCCUGGUAGGGGAGAUGAGACAUCAGGACAUAAGGCAACACCAAGUGCAAGGAAAAACAGAUGGGAUGAAACGCCAAAAACAGAAAGAGGUGAGUAUUUUAAAUAUAUUAUUCCAUUGUCUGAUUUCUAGUCAUUUGUUCCCAAAUAAUGAGUUAAAUAUUAUUUUUACUUGGUUGAUCAAACGUUUAUUUUUUUUACCAAUUGUGAAAAAUAGAGAAAACAGUCUACUUUCUAAUUGUGGAUUUCAUAUAAACUUUGAAAUGUUAUUUAGUUUAAAAAAUUUUGAGAAUUUUUAUUUUUUUAUUUUAGAAACUCCUGGCCAUGGUAGUGGUUGGGCGGAGACUCCAAAAACAGACCGUGGGGGGGAUUUGAUUGAAAGCACUCCAACACCAGGGGCCAGCAAGCGACGGUCACGUUGGGAUGAAACCCCUGGAGCAGCUACCCCAUCAGCUAUGACUCCAAGCAUGACACCAGGUCAGAUGACGCCAAACAUGACCCCCGGUGGAUUAACCCCUGGUGGAAUGACCCCAAGCAUGACACCCAGUGGUGUGACACCUACUGGUUCCAAAGCAAUGGCUAUGGCAACACCAACCCCUGGUCAUUUGAUUUCCAUGACACCUGAACAGCUGCAAGCUUUCUCAUGGCAGCGGGAAAUUGAUGAGAGGAACAGACCAUUGUCAGAUGAUGAACUGGAGUCCAUGUUUCCACCUGGCUAUAAAGUAAGUGAUUAUUUUAUAGUAUUAGUAUAAGCAGUUUAAAACUAAAUGUGAUAAAGCUGAUAUGGAAGAAAGGGCUUGGAGUUGAAAAAUUUUCACUGUUCUGAAAAAUUACUUAUGCCAAUAUUUAGUAACUUUUUCUUCCUCAUUUUAACCCAAAAAAAAGUUUGUAUAAAAUCAUAAACUUCUAUUUCAGGUUUUGCCUCCACCAGCUGGUUAUAUACCAAUUAGGACACCUGCACGAAAGCUGCUUGCUACACCUACUCCAAUGGCUGGCACACCAAUGGGUUUUAGGAUGCAGACCCCAGAUAACAAAAGUAGCAAAGAUAUGAUUGUAGACAUGCAACCUAAAGGAAAUUUGCCUAUGAUGAAGCCAGAUGACAUGCAGUAUUUUGAUAAACUUUUGGUAUGUUCCUUUUUUUUCAGUGUAUUUUAGAUUGUUACAUGUGUAUUUCAGAUUGUUACUUGCUUUAGGGUGUGAAUUAUUUCCAUAAGAAAAUUGAUCAUUUAUUAUGAAGUUGUCAGUAUUUUCUUGAUGCAUAGAAUGGCUUCUAUAGUUUUCUGUUUAAUAAGUUCUGACGUCUGGUAUUUAAUAUAAUUUUGUAUUAAUGUAUACAGAUUUAACAUUUAAUUUAAAUUAUGUAAAAAGAAUUUAUUUCACUGACUGAUACUUAAAAUAUUUGCAUUUCCAUGUUAUCAAUUCCUGGUCAUAUUCUGAAUUCAGGUGGAUGUUGAUGAAGAGACACUCUCACCAGAAGAACAAAAAGAACGAAAAAUCAUGAAAUUGCUUUUGAAAAUAAAGAAUGGCACACCACCAAUGAGAAAGGUAUUGAAUCUUAAAUUACAUUACGCAAGAUAACUAUUUAUUUUGUCUUACAUAACAGUCAUUUUAAUUCUUUUGCUUGCUCUUGUUAUUUCUUUCUUAUAAAUAUUUAUUGCUUGCUCAUCAAAAAGUCAUACUUGUUUUAUUUUACUCUAUCACAGGCUGCGUUGCGCCAGAUAACAGAUAAAGCACGUGAGUUUGGUGCUGGUCCAUUAUUCAAUCAAAUUCUACCAUUGCUCAUGUCUCCAACUUUAGAAGACCAAGAGCGUCAUCUUUUGGUCAAAGUUAUUGACAGGAUCCUUUAUAAAUUAGAUGAUUUGGUGCGCCCCUAUGUGCACAAAAUUCUUGUGGUUAUUGAACCCCUGCUCAUUGAUGAAGAUUACUAUGCCAGAGUGGAAGGCAGAGAGAUCAUCUCCAAUUUGGCUAAGGUGAGAUUUUUAUAGUAAAUAACAACUUUUCCAUAAUGUCAAGCAAAAUGGAUUGAAGUACUAUUAUAUUAAAUGAUUAGCAUAAUUAUUUUGCCAGUAAAUUCAGACACUUUUUAAAUCACGCUUUUUUUUUUAGCUCGCGAUUUAGUCUAUCUGGUCAAAUCUUGCAUCUCGGUUUUUACCCACUUUCUGAUGUCCAAUUAAGCUGAAACUUUGUACACUUACUCACCCUAUUGAUAAUACAACUCUUCAUAAUCAGUAGGUCACUAGUGACCUCCACUGAUCCUUUAGUGACCUCUAUGAGUAUGAGAAUCCUUGUAAAUGUCAAGUAUUGCAUUUCAAUUUUGACCUUCUUCCUGAUCCCUAAUUGAGCUGAAACUUUGUACACUUGACUAAAAAUUACAAAAUAAAAAUAUAUAUAAAAAUACUUUUUUUAAAAACACGCUUUUCCAGAAAUUUAAUAAGACAUAGAAUAAACGUCCUACAAUCAGAGUUGUUACAGUCAUAAGAUUUAAAAAGUGUGGUGGCGUCCAUGAAACACAAAGACCCUUUUCUUUGGUUGCUGUCCAUUUGUUAGUUUGUAUAUGGUCAAAUCUUGCAUCUCAGUUUGGACCCACUUACUGAUCUCCAAUUGAGCUGAAAAGAAGAGCAUUGAAUUCAUUUGCGCCCCUUGCUAUGUUUUUACACGUUAUUUUUAUAUAUUGUUUUAUUACCUAACUGACAUUGACCCUUUUUUUUUCCCUAUUGUUAGUUUUGGACAACACUUUCAAAUGAUUGGAAACGUUUUUUAAAAUAUUUAAUUGCAUCUAUUAAUAGGCUGCUGGUCUAGCUACAAUGAUAGCAACUAUGCGCCCAGAUAUUGACAACAUGGAUGAAUAUGUGAGAAACACAACUGCACGUGCAUUUGCGGUGGUGGCAUCUGCUUUGGGCAUUCCCUCUCUGCUGCCUUUCUUGAAGGCUGUGUGCAAAAGCAAGAAGUCAUGGCAGGCUCGACACACUGGAAUAAAAAUUGUGCAACAGAUUUCUAUUCUCAUGGGAUGUGCUAUCCUUCCCCAUCUUAAGAGUUUAGUGGAGAUAAUAGAACAUGGUAAGAAAAGGUUUUUAAAUACCCAAAGAGAUUUAUUCAUUAUCUAGUUUUAAUAGAAUUUAUUAUCUUAUUUAUAUUAUGUUUACUCCAGAAUUUACUUAACUAAAAUAAUAUUUUAUUUUUAAUAGAGGGCAUUGAGAUCAAAGCAUUUUUUGCCAUUACAGUUAAAUCUUUCUCUUAAUUAAAUUAAGCAGUCUUAAUUUUCUUUUCUCAUAGGAAUUCUGACUUAAAUUUUGCAGUAAAACAUUUGUAGAUUUUCCACUUAAAAUAUUUUAUCUUUUUUUAAAUUCCAACAUAGGUAAGUAACCAAAAAAAAAAAGCAAUAAUUUUCUAUUUUGGAUUCAACAGUCUUCUAUCACAUCAAGAAUACAUACAAUUUAUCAUCAUUCUGUAGUCAUGUCUGCUUAUUAGUGGAUAUUAUUUUGUUGUUUUGUAAAACUUUGGUCAUGUUUCUAAAUUAGACAAAAAAUAUUUGUCUUCAAUUAAUGGGAAAUAUAAAUGAAAGGACUGCUUUCAAGCUUAGUAAAUGAAUAAAAUAGCAAAAUGAGGUAUGUGUGAAGCUUGAAUAAGAUAACAGGACAAAAAACAAGGACGUCUCGGCAUAAAGCCUUCCUCAGCCAACAGUAGAAAUGAAAAUAAAACAAAGAAUAGAGCACAGUAGACAACUCAAGCUUGAUGAUUAAGUUUCAUCUUUUAUAUUAUAUUGGUAUUUUUAUUCAAUGGUUUUUUUAAUCUUCAGGUCUGGUAGAUGAGCAACAGAAAGUGCGAACAAUCACUGCUUUGGCUUUGGCAGCAUUAGCAGAAGCUGCAACUCCUUACGGCAUUGAGUCGUUUGACAGUGUCCUUAAACCACUUUGGAAAGGUAUUCGUCAACACAGAGGCAAAGUAAGUAGUCUCACAUUGUCUUUUGUUGUGAUUUUUAAUGCCUACAUAAAUUUACAUUAAUUUUUACAUGUCAUUUAGCAAAAAGGGCAUCUGAUCAAAAUACAGAAGAAUUAUCUUGAUUUGUAUUUUCAUUAAAUUAUUUAAUACUUAUUUUUUAUUUUAGGGUCUUGCUGCUUUCUUAAAAGCCAUUGGUUACUUGAUCCCCCUCAUGGAUGCCGAGUAUGCCAACUACUACACCAGAGAAGUCAUGUUGAUUCUUAUUAGAGAGUUUCCAUCUCCUGAUGAGGAAAUGAAAAAGAUUGUGCUUAAGGUGACAUUUUAAAAAAGAAUUUCUAGUUUUAACAAAAUUUACUAAUAAACUAAUAUUACUUUUCAAGUAUACAACUGUACCUUAUGAAUGAAUAACGGGACUAUUUAUACAUAUUUUUUCUAAAAGGUAUUUUAAACUAUUAAGCAUGAUUUUGUUUUAAUUACUAUUUAUGUUGUGCAUAAAAGUAUUAAUCAAUAAUUUAUAUUUUCUAGGUAGUCAAGCAAUGUUGUGCUACAGAUGGUGUGGAGUCUCAGUACAUUAAAGAUGAAAUUUUACCACCUUUUUUCAAAAACUUUUGGAAUCAACGUAUGGCAUUGGACAGGCGUAACUACAGACAAGUAAUAAUUUUUAUAUUUAUCUUUUCAAAAAUAUGUCAUUACAGAAUAGAAAUUCAUUGAAUGAGUACUGAUUUUUUUAACUUCACUAAAUUUAAACGUUCAUUUUUUCAGCUUGUAGACACAACAGUGGAAAUAGCCAACAAAGUUGGAGCUGCAGAAAUCAUAGGGAGAGUUGUAGAUGAUCUUAAAGAUGAAGCCGAGCAGUAUCGUAAAAUGGUUAUGGAGACCAUUGAGAAGAUCAUGUCCAAUCUUGGAUCAAGUGACAUAGAUUCCCGUCUUGAAGAACAACUCAUUGAUGGCAUUCUCUAUGCUUUUCAGGAGCAGACUACUGAGGUGAGAGCUUUUUACAUUUCUAUAUGAAAAAGAAUUACUGUAAUUCAAGAGUUUGUUGUGAAAAUUUCUUUUGAAAAAUAUUAGAUAAUGUAUUUUCUUUAGGAAUAUAAAUUAUUUAAAAAAAAAAAAGAUUUAGUGAAAACAAAGUAUUGUAAGUUAUGAAUUUAAAAAAAAUUAACUUUCUAAUUUUGUGUUAGUUUUUCUAAUUCAAAUAUUUUAUUGAUCCUAAUACUCAGGAUGUGGUUAUGCUCAAUGGCUUUGGUACGGUUGUUAAUGCCCUCAGUAAGCGUGUGAAACCAUACCUGCCUCAGAUGUGUGGUACCAUCCUGUGGCGUCUGAAUAAUAAAUCAGCUAAAGUGAGACAGCAGGCUGCUGAUCUCAUCUCACGUAUAGCUAUAGUUAUGAAGACUUGUCAAGAGGUAAACAUUAUAAGCUAACAUUUAAAGUUAAAACAUCUUAUAAAUGGAUGUAAUGCUUAAUUGGUCCAUUAAAAAAAUAUCUUUAGGUAGGGAUGAUUCAUAAAUUUGAAGGUAUUAAAUGAGCAAUAUAUUUUUAUGUUAAUGUGAAAAUUGAUUUUAAUACCAAUUGGUAUUUUCUGUCCUUACUUUUUCACUACAUGAGUAAUUGUGAUAAUCUGAAUGCAUUUCUUUACUUGUUUAUUGAAUGAAUUCAUUAAAACAUGCUGUUGGAAUCAUCUACAGUGCACAUGAUUGUUUUUUUCAGGAAAAACUGAUGGGUCAUCUUGGUAUUGUUUUGUAUGAGUACCUUGGAGAAGAGUACCCAGAAGUGUUGGGCUCCAUUCUAGGGGCACUUAAGGCCAUUGUUAAUGUUAUUGGCAUGACUAAAAUGACUCCACCAAUAAAGGACUUGCUGCCCAGACUCACUCCCAUUUUGAAGAACAGGUAAUCGUCUUCCCAGAAAUUUAAUGCUUUGUAGCAAUACUUCAGCUCUCAGAACUUUAAAAAGUCAUUAGGCUGAUUUUUUUAAAACCAUAAUUAAAAGGGAAAGAAAGAAAACCACAAAUAAUUUUUAAAUCUAGUGGAUUAACUGAAAUUAAAGAAAGAAUAUUGUAUAUUAUGAACACUUACAUUUUAAAAAAAUGUUAAUCUUAGAUUGUAUUGGGUACAUCUUGAAUUUUUUCUGAAACCCUUGUCUUAUUUUAUAAGGCAUUUCAAGUGUAAGAAAAUGGAGAGAUUAAAUGAUCUAAUGAGUAAUCUGUGGGCAAAAAAACAAACAGAAUGUUUAAUUUUUUAUUAUAAUAGUAUACGAAAAUUGUCAUGUUUUUUUUUUUUAUAUUCAACAGACAUGAGAAAGUGCAAGAGAACUGUAUCGAUUUAGUUGGGCGCAUUGCUGACAGAGGUCCAGAAUUUGUGUCUGCAAGAGAAUGGAUGAGAAUUUGCUUUGAACUUUUAGAGCUUUUGAAAGCACAUAAAAAAGCUAUUCGCAGAGCUACUGUAAACACAUUUGGUUAUAUUGCUAAAGCUAUUGGGUAAGUCUUAUAUCUAUUAAAUUAUCUUUGUUCAACUUUAAAUAAUGUAGUACAUGGGCACAGUAAAGUAGUUUAUAAUUAGAUAAAAGUGUGCAUCGCAGGAAAAAUAUUUUUCUCCCAUUUCUAUUGAAUAUAACAUUAUUAAAUUAUAAGUCUUUCUAAUUUAGUGCUCACUAAGGUAUAUCAAAUAUUUUCGUCUCAUUAUGUGAAGAGAUUACUCUGUCAUAAUUAAAUUUCAAAGUACUGAUUAUUGUGACAAUUCUUCAAUUUUUAAUAAAGCAUUUAUGAGGUGUGCAGGAAAGUAUUUCUUUUGCACUCUGCAAAAAAUAAAUUUUAACAACAAAUUUAUUAAUGAUUUAUUGAAUUAUUAGUGUAUGGUAUAUUUGUCUUUUUUAGCUUUGGUUAGAGACAUAUACUGUUUAUUUUAAGUAGUCUAUUUACUUAUAUUUUAAGAAAUAAUUCUUAUUUGUAAUUUUAUUCUACAGCCCUCAUGAUGUAUUAGCAACACUUCUGAAUAACCUCAAAGUUCAGGAGCGCCAGAACCGUGUUUGUACAACAGUAGCCAUUGCUAUUGUGGCAGAAAAUUGCUCCCCCUUCACAGUUUUACCAGCCUUGAUGAAUGAGUACAGAGUCCCCGAGCUUAAUGUGCAGAAUGGAGUUCUCAAGUCACUAUCUUUUAUGUUUGAAUACAUUGGUGAAAUGGGCAAAGACUAUAUUUAUCCAGUUACAACAUUGUUGGAAGAUGCCCUUAUGGACAGGUAAUUAAAUUCUUGUUACAAUCAACUUAUCUAAAGAAUUUUUUUUAACUUAAUUUUUUAUAUUUUAAAUUGCUAAAUGAAGCUAUGGCAACUCAGUCUCUUGCUAUCAGGAGAGCCUAAUCUGUAUUACAGCUUAAUUUAAUGUCUCUUAUUAUUGCUGUGCCUGUCACUUUGUGUGUUACCCCCGUUCAAAUGAUUUUGACGUCUUUUUAAGCUUGAAAGUUGAAAUUUGAUAAUCAGCUUAGAGUCAAGGUUCCUUUUAGUCAGAAGCUGCAACUUUACUUGUUUUAGAGUAAUUCCUACUCUGAAAAUUGAUAGAUCCCUGUUCUCUUAAAAAAAGAUGUUGCAGCAGGUUGCUGAAAGAAAUGAUCACCUCUGUAACAGCUCAGUACUCAAUUGUCCAUAUGGUGUACUUUGGCGCCAACACUAUUCCCCUGGCAGAAUGGUUAAACCCAGUUCUUGAUAGUUAUCUAGCUCAGCCUAAGAUCUCUGUAAGGAAGAGUACCAAUGCAUACAUCCCUUUUAAUGGAUUAAUGUGGUCUGAGAUAUUCUAGUUCUUCUCCCAAGACAAUCAAAAGAAGAGGAUUAUAUAGCUACCUGUCCACUUUAUAAAAGUCUAAAUGGAACCCAUAUCAGUUAAAUCUAAGGGACAGACUGAUUAGGACACAACGAAGAAGUACAUUUUAAUAUAUAAUUUAUUUGCAAGUAAAAUAUUUACAAGUGAGGGAAGGUUAUAUGAUAAUAGAAUUCAAAUAUCUAUACCUAAUUUUUACAUAAUAUGAGGUUUGCAAAAUGUUGACAAGUCAAGUCCUUAUAGUAAAUAUAAUUAGGAUUAACUUGGAUAAUACAUGCUGGAAAGAGUUGUUAUUUUAGUAAAUUUCCUGGUAGAUGAUUUAUAGAAUUGUGGCAGGAAAUGAUAUUGUAUUCAUUUCCCGAGUACUAUUGUUUGAUAUAGAUGUGACUAAUGCUUGAUAGAUGUGUCAAUUUCUUUGAUGAUAACUGGUUGAUGUGAGAAAGGUAACGUUAUCAAUUUCCUUGAUAAAAACCGAUGGUCAUGGAGGAUUAGAGCUUUCUAGGUUUAGCAAUAUUUGAUCCAGAUUAAUAAAGCCUGGUAUUAUAAAACGUCUUCAACUGACAGUUUUUUCAAAGAUAUUCAAGUACUUUAUGUAGCAUAUACAUGCAGACCUGUUUACCCUCAAACUCUUAAAAUCAUACAAUAUCAUCACAAAAUUGUUCAAUACCUUAUCUGAAUAGUAAAAAAAAUAACCAUACAUAAAAAACCACCAAAAUGUUGGGGAGUAGAUACUGUAAGUUCUUCUAAGUUGAAAUGCAAGGAUCUACUAAGUGCAAGUCCUACAAGAGAAUGCUUUCAUUAAAUUAAAAUAAUUUUAUGUGGCUCUUAACAACUUGUUCACUAUUCCCUAUGUAAUUUUUUUUCACAAACUAACAAAGGGUCCCUAAGGUCUGCUGGUGGUCUCCAAAUGCUUCCUUAUAACUGAAUAUUUAUUGCUGGCUAAUUACAAAGCAUGUUGUUUAAAGUGGCAUUCCAUUCAACGUAUUGAUCCUAGUUUAAGAAGGCUCAAUUUAUCAUCUGCCCAACAAGCAUAUAUUUUUUUUAAAAAAAGGAACAGCCUUUUUUUUUUUUUUUUUUUGUAAGCACUUAUUUUAUUGGGUAGAAAGAUUUAAUUUCUGCUUCCAGUUUACUUUUGAAAUUAAUAAAAUUUUGUAUUAUUUUUGUACAGAGAUCUGGUUCACAGACAGACAGCCAUGGCAGCCAUUCAACACAUGGCACUAGGUGUUUGUGGGUUUGGCUGUGAGGAUGCCCUAAUACAUCUUCUGAAUUAUGUCUGGCCAAACAUCUUUGAAAACUCUCCUCAUGUCGUUCAAGCUUUUAUGGGUGCAGUUGAAGGUCUCAGAGUAGCUAUUGGACCAUCAAAAAUAUUUCAGUAUGCAAUGCAGGUAGAAAUUUUUCCAUUAUUGCUUUAUUUUUAAACAAUUUUUUUAUUUUUACUGAUGAAGGCUUUUAGCUGACAUGUUUUAUUUUAUAUAUAGUUUAAAAAAAAUAAAUUCCUAUUAUUUUAUUUUUUCCUUGUAGUUUAAAAUUAAUUGUGCGUACCCUUUCUGCAAUCCACUAAACAUUGAUAGUACAAUGUAAAGAAACAUUCUCUUAUAAAUGAAUUUGAUGUUGUCAUUAAACGCUUUUUACUAUUUUCUCCAGGGUUUGUUUCACCCAGCAAGGAAAGUGAGAGAUGUCUACUGGAAGGUUUACAAUACAGUCUACAUAGGAACCCAAGAUGGUCUCAUUCCAUCCUACCCCCGAAUCCCCAAUGAUGCAAAGAACCAAUAUAUUCGAUAUGAGUUGGACUAUAUUUUGUAGUGUACUCUGUUGUUGUGCAUUUGUAAAUAGAAAUAUAUUAUGUUUCAAUAAAGAAGCAAAGCUUUUACAUUUUAUGAAGUUAACUCAAAUUUUGGUGUAACUAUGGAUGUCAGGUAAACAAAAGCUUAAAAAUUAAACAUGGCAGAAGUUAAUGUGAAAUGAAACUAUCAUCCAAAUAAACAGUGUUGACACUAAAAUUUUAUUACCUGGUUUUCAUCUUUCUUAUAACAUAAAAAUGGGGCCAGCUAUUAUUUUUUUAUUAUCAGUUGCUUGAGAUUUUUCUAGUACCAGUGGCUUAUAUGCAUACAUGUCCACAAAAUUUCAGGCAAGGUGCGCUGUGUUAACUGGUAAAAAGGACAAUAUGUAGCGGCUUUUAAAAAUUUAUAGGCUUCUCAUAUGUGGAGGCUUAUUUUGGUUUGUUGCUAUUUGUGUAUAUGUGUGUAUUUUACAAUGACAUUUAUAGUGUUGAUAUUUCACAUGCAGAUAAUCUUCAACUAUUCAGGUUUUUUAGUUCUCAGUAAUACCAGUCAAUUUUUAGCUUGAAUUAAGUGAAGACAUCAAUUGUAAACCCUGUUCAUUAUAUCUUUUGUUCUUAAAUAUUGUUUGUACUCUACUCAUAAAAUGGUGAAAAGAAAUGUAAAAAAAUAGAAAUAAUCUGAAGCCUAAGAUUUCAAGCUUGAAAAAUUCUUUCUAAACUCAUUUUAGCAAAGUUUCAAAAGUUCAUAAUUUUUUAGUUGCAGAUAUAAAAAAAACAAACUUUGUCAUUAAUGAUAGAAAUGGCUUGUUUUUACUUGCAUGUACAUGAUUUCCAUUCUGCUUUAAUUGUAAAGGUUUAACUGUAUCACAAACGGUAGCCUUCAAUUUUUUUCUUUCAUGAUUUGAAGAACCUGUUGAAAAACCACCCCAAGAAUUACACAUAUUUGGAUUAAUUAUCUUUAUCCUCUAUCAACAUUUAAAGUAAUUUUUUUUAAAAUAAGAAGAAUUAAAAAUCAUUUUAAAUCAUAAUCAUUUUUCUGAAACAACUGAAAAGUUUAAGUUUAAUUAUAUUGCAUUUCUCUCAAUAGCAAUUCAAAUCAUAUGUUUGUGAAGAAAAUAUGUUAGCUUGUCUUGUUAAUUUUAUUUGUCAAGUAAAAUAAAGAAUUAAAGGAAAAAAUAAUUAUUUUCUGUUAUUU
Molecule: messenger RNA, 18878 nt
Organism: Lymnaea stagnalis (great pond snail)
Lineage: Eukaryota; Metazoa; Mollusca; Gastropoda; Lymnaeidae
Source: the annotation of a GenBank genome assembly